This is a messenger RNA of Solanum dulcamara, 2467 nucleotides long. RefSeq names its product transcription factor MTB2. Gene Ontology annotation, molecular function: transcription cis-regulatory region binding; protein dimerization activity; DNA-binding transcription factor activity. The transcript has a single exon. Lineage: Eukaryota; Viridiplantae; Streptophyta; Magnoliopsida; Solanales; Solanaceae. Gene Ontology annotation, cellular component: nucleus. Bases 541 to 2277 code for a protein of 578 amino acids. The record is from RefSeq and is a predicted model, not a curated record. Gene Ontology annotation, biological process: regulation of DNA-templated transcription.
AUCCUAUUUACACUUAUAAGGCCAACCAUGAUUAUCUAUUUAACCCUUUUAAAACCUAAAAACGAUGGUUUAUACAACAUGCAAGUUAAAACAUACCCUCAAAUGCCCUCUUUUGUCUACUACCUCUUCCCCAAUCUCCUAUCUUCCCUCUUUGCUUUACAAAUAAAUGAUGUUGGAGCAAAUUUGAAUUUUCAAAUUCCUCAUCCUCUACUUCUUCAACUGCAGAUACUGGUUUGUUUAUCCUUUUUUGAUACUUCAUUUUUAUAUCCAAGUGCAUAAUAUUUCUGGGUAUUUUGUCUUUAUAGUUAGUGGUAACUUGGGGUUUCAAGAUUUUGAGAUCUGAAUGUGGAGUUGUUGAAUUUUGGGUAUUCAAAGAAAAAAGAUUUAAUCUUUUUGAAAAGUGAGAUAGGUUUUGUUUUGGAUUCAUUUAUAUCUAAGUUGUGGAGAAAAAAAAAAGAUUCAUUUUUUUGUGGGGUUUAUAUCAAAUUGGAGGAGAGUUGAAGUUUUUAGCAUCUGGGGUUUUGUUAUUAUUUGUUAGAAAUGAAUAUGUUGUGGAGUGAUGAGGAUAAGACUAUGGUGGCAGCUGUAUUAGGAACAAAAGCUUUUGAUUACUUGAUGUCUAGUUUAGUUUUUGCUGAAUGUUCUUUAUUGGCAAUGGGGAGUAAUGAGAAUUUGCAGAAUAAGCUGUCAGAUCUUGUGGAACGUCCGAAUGCAACUAAUUUUAGUUGGAAUUACGCCAUUUUUUGGCAGAUUUCGAGGUCUAAGUUGGGGGAGUUGGUGUUAGGAUGGGGAGAUGGUUGUUGUAGGGAAGCUAGGGAAGGAGAGGAAUCUGAAGUUACUAGGAUUCUUAAUCUACGCCUCGAGGAUGAGGCUCAACAAAGGAUGAGGAAACGGGUUCUUCAGAAGUUGCAUAUGUUUUUUGGUGGAACGGAUGAAGAUAACUAUGUGUUUGGAUUGGAUAGGGUCACUGAUACUGAAAUGUUCUUUCUUGCCUCUAUGUACUUUUCUUUUCCUCAAGGGCUAGGUGGUCCGGGGAAGUGUUUUGGUGCUGGUAAGCAUGUGUGGUUAUCCGAUGUUAUGAAGUCGUCUGUAGAUUAUUGCUCUAGAUCUUUCCUGAUGAAGUCUGCUGGUAUGCAAACAAUUGUUUUGAUCCCAACUGAUGUAGGAGUUGUGGAAUUGGGAUCUGUACGAACUAUACCAGAAAGUUUGGAGCUUGUACAGUCCAUAAAAUCUUGCUUCUCGUCAUUUUUGGCUCAAGUUAGGGCUAAACAAACGACAUCUGUAACAGCUGCAGCUGAGAAAAAGGAUGGAAAUAAUUCCAUGUUUCCCAGCCUUUUUCCUUAUGAGCAGUCAAAGGGAAAUCCUAAGAUUUUUGGGCAGAAUUUAAAAUCUGGUUGUACUCAGUUUAGGGAAAAACUUGCUGUUAGGAAGGCGGCGGAUAGGCCACUGGAAAUGUACAGAAAUGGAAACAGGGCUCCCUUCAUGAAUGCACAAAAUAGUGUACUCCCCGUCUCAUGGCCUUCAUUUGGUAAUGUGAAGCCAGGGAACCCAGUGGAGCUCUAUAAUACUCAGGCCCCAGCAAACAACUUACGAGGAUUUGUUAAUGGAGGAAGGGAAGAGUUCCAGUCAAAUAAUCUCCAGCAUCAAAAUCCUGGUAGAAUGCAAAUAGAUUUCACCAACUCAAGACCUGUUGUUUCUCCAGUGCCUACUGUUGAAUCCGAGCAUUCAGAUGUUGAAGUUUCAUGUAAGGAAAACCAUGCAGGACCAGCUGAUGAAAGGAGGCCUCGAAAGCGUGGACGAAAACCAGCGAAUGGAAGGGAAGAGCCCCUCAAUCAUGUAGAAGCGGAGAGGCAACGAAGGGAAAAGCUGAACCAGCGGUUCUAUGCAUUACGAGCUGUUGUUCCAAACAUUUCCAAAAUGGACAAAGCUUCCCUCUUAGGAGAUGCCAUUGCUCACAUCAUUGAUAUGCAGAAGAAGAUUAGGGACACGGAAUAUGAGCUGGAAAGGCUAGGAAGCACCUCCGGGGAUGCAGCUGAUAUCAACAUUGAAGCUGCCAGUGAUGAAGUCAUUGUAAGAGCUAGAUGCCCACUGGAAACCCAUCCUGUAUCAAAAGUCGUUGAAGUGUUCAAAGAGGCACAGGUCAGCGUUGUUGAGUCAACACUUGCCGUGGGGAAUGAUACAGUAUAUCAUACAUUUGUGGUCAAGAACAGUGGACCUGAACAGGUGACGAAGGAAAAGUUAAUGGCUGCAUUUUCUGGUGAAUCAAACUCUCUCUAGACAUUUUCAUCAGUAGGAUAACAAACAUUCCAUUUCUUUGUUUCUGGAAAGGUUUCGGUAUACAACAGUUCAGUCUAGGAAUAGAGAAAACAACUAGCUAUUGACAAAGUAGCAGCAAUUCUUAAAUAUAUCUGUUUAUAGUAUACAUGUUUGUCAAAGAAAGCUAGAUGAAUGGAUUUGCAAGCUUAAA